GGGAGAGUCACUGCCGAGGGUUUAAGAGCCGGAUGGACAGACAGACAGACAGACAGUGUGUGAGUGAGCCAACGUGCAUCCAUCAACGUGCCUGCCUGCCUGCCUGCCUGGAUGGAUGGAUGGAUGUCCGGAUACACACACGCAGUAGAGUCUCAAACCACACUGACUGACACUCUCAAGUGCAGCAGCAGGCAGCCAACCCACCAUGAGACACACACACACGCGUGUUGUCACUUCCUCGUGCGCUCUUCCGUCCGCCCGCCGCCCUCCACCACACGUGUGUAUUCUGAUCUGCACACACACACAGACACUGACACACCUCAGACAUCCCACCCACCCACCCCUCCCUCAUCUGUGUGCAUCUGACGUACGUCGUCCUGCUGCACACGAGAAGAGGCCGCCAAUGCCUGACGGAGCGGGCGGCGGUGGGGGUGGAGGGUGCGAUGGUGGGCCAGGGGAGGCUUGGUCGUCACACGCACCGGGGUGGAUGAGGCAGACGCACAGGUGGCACGAUGGAAGUCACGAAUUGACGGCACCUGAAAGAUACAGAGACAGAAAGUGUGCGCGUGUGCUUGUACGUGUGGGUAAGGGGGGGCCUUCGUUACGAAGUCAGGUCGUCGGCCUUCUCUUGGUGAGGUGUGGGGCGGUGUUGACGGCGCCUCGGAGCGGGGCUGGGCGAACAGCCUGCCGGACCAACCACCAAUGACGCAGACAAAGUGGUGUCUCCCUCUCCCACUCAGUCGACAUACCCGGUCAUCAUUUUGUGUUUGAUGCCUGCGAGGAAGGAUACGUCCGCCUGGCCCUGGCUGCUGCCGCCAGCACGGUCGUCCCGAUGAUGCUCCACCAACGUCCGACUGCACACACACAACACAAGCGAGGGAGAGCGAGCACGGCGUCAUUUUGUGCGCCUCUCUCUCCCUCCCUCCCUCCCUCCCUCGCCCACAGACAAACACCUACUUGCCCCUCCUGUGCGCCGUCUUGAGCCCCUUCCUGAUCAGCUCUAGCUUCUUCAACGUGUCGCGAGAUUGGUUCCAGCUGUUACAUAUCGAGGCAAGGGCAGCCACACCCACAUCCGGAUAGCCGUCAGCUCUGGGCGGUGUCGUGUCUUACUGACAAGGCGAUUUGCACUUCAUCGAACUGCGAUGCGAGGAUGUACAGGUCAUCGAUGUCGUCAUCCCCCAUCGCUGCUGCUGCUGGAUUGGUGUCUGUGGGAAGAGACUCCAUCUCGGUGAGCAACGAGCCCCUGAACGGACCGCCAGACGAUUGUAGAAGCAUGCAGCGAGUGUUCCUCUUUCCCCUUCCCUCUCCCUUGGUACGUGAAGUCAUUGGACAGUGCCGAUUGGAACGAGUCCACUUUGCGGCGCAGCUCGUCCACCGUGCCCAAAAUACUGAGACAACACACCAAGAUAUGGGUCUUAAGACAUGUGGGCUAUCUGCGGGGGAGGUGAGGUUUGUGUUGUGUGGGCUGUUCUGUACUCGUGUGUGUGUAGUUCGGUGACGUUGGACUUGAGGGAGUCGACCUGUGUCUUGAGGCUGGCCAUGGCACCAUUCAGGUACCUGUGUGGGCGAGAAAGAAGAUGUUCAGAGAAAACCCUCCCUCGUCAUGUGCUGGGCUGUGCUCACUCGGUCAUGUUGAUCCACUCGAUCUGCAUCUUGUCCACCAUAGAACGGUACUUGUCCGUCAACUUACGCUCCAAAUGCCUGCAGGCAGGGCAGACACAGAGGUUGGGGAGACAAACACAAACAACACCUCCGUGUGUCCGCCCUUGUUUGCUGGUGUGUACGCGUUGCAUACUUGAACUGCUCGGCGGUGAUGGUCCUGAGUUUGUCGUCUGUCUUUCUGACGUACUCUUUCACCGUCUCCUCCAUCUCGC
Messenger RNA from Vitrella brassicaformis, 1874 nucleotides. NCBI's taxonomy places the organism in Eukaryota, Vitrellaceae. The record is from the annotation of a GenBank genome assembly.